AGAUGGCGAUUACGUACCAGGCGUCGGUAGGAUGAUAAACUACGUCGCGACCUUCGAGUCCGUGUCCAAUCGUCGGUGACCUCCGAGACUUUUCAAAUUUGAACUGCAAAAUCUCGAUCGACUGUUAUUGUUGUUUUAAAAAGCCGGGGUGACAGCGCGACCGACCGGUGGGAUUCGCACGGUUGUCGGACGAUGAGGGACCGCUGAGAUCCGUCCCGUCCCUCCCGAGUCGCUCCGUCGGACCGUCGCGUCGCCGGCGUCGCCGCUCGCCACGGUCGGAACAAAGGACUACCCACGAUGUUUACGCCGAUCAAGCCCAAGGGCUGCGGCGUGCUGAAUGACACGGUGCUGAACACGCCGCAGCCGCAGGCGACGUCGACCGUCUGCCGAAAAAGCACGCUGGAGAGCAGAUUCAGCGACAAGCUGCACUCGGUUGAGGAGAGGGGCAAACAGGAUACGUGUCCACCGUGCGAGAGUGAGCCGACGCAGAGAGAGGACUCCUCGUUGGGUCUCCUCGACGAUAUGUCAGUUCUCAUGAGCAUAAGCACGACGGAGGACGAACAGAAGUCGAGUUAUCCCAAUACAGACGCGGAUCUCGAGUACGCCAGUCACGCCAGGAGACUUCUUCAGAGAUGUAGCGACGUAGCGAAACAUUCCUCUUUAACCACGGACAUGGACAAAGAGAAUAACGCCAAUGUGCAAAAUAUAACGGGCAAUAUGUCAGUUCCAAAUUUUACACUGCCAAUUGGAGCUUACGAGUUCGACAGGGAGUAUAACAUGAAUCACUCGAUGAGCAAAGUUAGCACAACCAGUGUCACUUUCGAGCCUAAUGAAAUAACGGCGCGUUCGUCUGGCGUCAGCUGCAGUGCCAAGAGACAGCUUCCCACGAACCAAUCUUUCAUCGGCAUUAGCUUCAAUAAGGAUGACAUGAUGGCACAAGUUAAUGACGACACUAUGAUGGCGCAGAUCAAUAACGAGGAAUUUCUGUCCAGCUCAAAAUGCGCCGAACAAUUGUCGAUGGAUCAGGCUUACUGGCAGCAGAAUCGCACGUAUUGCAUGCCAGUCGCGAGUACGGAUAAGCAGAAGAUAGAUUUUAGUACUCUUUCCGGUAUCAUCGGGGAUCUAGAUUUAACAGUAGAAUCUUGCGCUGGACGGAAAGUGAGCGUUGGCAAAUACUUCGAACGUAAAUCUGACAAUAUAGGAUUGUUGGGAAAUAAUGAAAAAAUGAGAGCGAAUCUCUGUGUUUCGGAAACUCCUGUAAAAACGGGCAAAUUACCAGCACUAGCUGAAUCGACUGUCUUGACAGAUGCGAUGGCGUCGUCGGAAGUCACGGAAUUAACGGGGAAAGAGCAUACGCUUAUUCCCAGUGCGACAAGGGACGUGGAUGAAAAUAGCAUCAUAAGUUUGAGCACUAUUGUUAAUACUUUACAAGACGUUAACAGCGGGACGCCACGGAGAUUGGUCGAUCAGCUUUUAAUGGCACAGAAGAAGAAGAGACAUUCUCUGAUGCAUGAAAACGCAAGAAAAGAAACUUACACACUGCCUUCCGACAAGUCUGUUUUAGCAACGUCUAUCAGGAAUUCGAACAUAUUUGAUGAAAUUAAGAAUCUUUCGGCUAAAUUGUCGCUGGAUAACCGAACUAAAAAUGAAGCUACAAGUGAGAUUGUUGAUGUGAAGCAGGAGUGUAUGACUGCAUCGUCAUUUUCAAGUCAAAAUGCGAAGAAGGCUGAAUCUUUCGCGAAUACAUCUAAACAGAAAAUAUUAAAGGACGAAGCGUGCAGUGAAAAUAUAAUGUCGUCAUUAAAUCGAGACUUAGAUGUGUCGUCAACAUCAGAUCGUACGUUUUCUUUGCGACAUUCUACACUACCGUGCAGUGACAAACUGACUGCGUUGUCCAACGUACCAUAUAAAAUGAAUAGGAAUUACGAUGAAGAAAGCUACAAAAAUUUAAAUAUACGAAGCGAGGAAGAGAUACCGAAGAAAGAUAUUCCUAGUAGCAUGAUAGAUUCGUCGCUCUCAUUGAACACAAAUAUGAAAGUGCAGUCCGAUUUGAACAAGAAUGUCAUUCUUGGUAGCAACACAGACAAAUCGUGCAACUGUAUCGUUGGUAUGACGAAUGAAGUAAAUGUUGAGCUUGUAAAUAAUGGAGAGAGGUGGAUCACGUAUACCUUUAAGCUAAUUGAAGUGGUAGGAGAUGCACAAAGUAUUGAAUUAAAUAUACCUUCGGGAGAGACUUUAAUAAAUCCUAAUGGAGUCCGAUCCACAAAGAUUGAAAUGAAAGUAACGAAACCAUGUAAACCAAUAUUUGUGGUGUUAAACAUAUUUUUAUCAGAUAUGGUAGCAAAAUCGAAAUGGUGUAUGAAGCACAUGAUUUUCGUUAGUCCGGAGCAACUUGACCUUGACGUCAUAUGUCCUUUUAACAAAUCAGAAUUGGAUUUCCAAUAUGUUGCAGAGGAAAUAACAAAAGUUCUGCCUGUAACAUUUCACAACAAAAACAACGUUGACGUACCUGUGAAACUCUCAAUACAUGAUGACUUAAAGCUGUUCAGUAUUGAUGAACCAACGCAUUUGAUACUUAAGCCACUUGAAAAAUUUACCACUAAUGUAAAAUGUGAAAAAUCGCGAUCCACAUCACUAGAUUCUCCGCAGAGGCAGCCGCAGCAUUGGACGAGCAGACUAAUUAUAGACGUGCAAUACAAGGAUGCUGUAUUAUUUAGAAAAGAAGUGCCUCUUUACGCACAAAUUGGUGUUUGUAAAAUCCAAAUUAUCGACACCGAAAUACCUAUAGUUGUUCCGAGAGAACAGGGCAAAUUGGUGAAUAUCAUUAACUCGGGAAAUGUCGUGACUCACGUGUUCGCUACUGUUGUGCCAAUGGAAGGGCAUCCGAACGCGACGCAGGAUUUCUUUAUAAAACCAGAGAGUAUAUUCUUGCAAGUUGGAGAGAGAAGUUCAUUCUUAAUUGUAUAUAAGCCACAAUUAUCAGAUGCAAGCUCUAUAGAUAAGGAAAGAUAUGCCAAGAUCAAGUUGAUCGCCGGGAACAAUGUUUACCACUACAUCAUAAGUACCGAGCCAAAAUUAUUAGAGUCGGAUAAGGAAAAUUUUCGCUGCCAUACGCCUAAUAAUGUUGUAUCUCCAAGUCCAGCAACAUCGCCGCAGAGUAUAGCGAGUAACAGAUCUGGACCUUGCGAUAGAAAUUCACCGAUCAGUACAGUAUCUAGUAUAGCUGCAGCAGGAAAUAUAGUUCCGAUCAAAUCUACACACGCUGCCCUAGUGUGGAAUAGCGUGAAAACCGGAAAAAGUGAGACUAAGGAAUUUAUGAUUCGCAACACGAGCAAUAACAGGAUUAAAAUUCAAAUAGACAUAUGCGACGACAGUAAAAGUUUUAAGUUCCUCGAGGAUAAGCAGAUCGACACGAGCAAGGUACUGGCGUUGCAACGUCAAGAGAGCAAAACGCUCGUGGUCGCGUUCAGUCCGUAUUACGUAGGUCCAGUAGUUGGAAAAAUCACCAUUAAACAUUAUACAAAAGGGAGCAGUGAUUCUCAGCAGUACAAAAAAAUAUCUCUGUAUGGAUACGGCGGCUACAGCAAAGUAAAAAUUUUGGGUACAGCUAAGGAUGCGAGUAGAACAAUGUGGUUGUCACUUGGCAAUCUGUAUUCGGAAACCGGCAUGAGAGCAAAUAUUGAACUGGAUAACAGUGGCGACUUACGUUCAUUCGCCAAGAUCACAGUUAGACCGAAAGUCCUUUCGACAAUGAACUCUAGUUGGCACGUAAAUCCGAAGGAGGUGAUUCUUGAUUCUAAAGAAUCUCGACAAAUAACGAUACAAUUUCAUCCGAAGAGGGAGGACUUUGCGUUACUGCAACGCUCGGAAGUGUCGCAUGUCGCGACGAUAAACAUCACCUACGGUGACGAGCCGACACGCUGGCGAAUACGCAGGUUGUACAAUAAGAUAAAAGAGUCGGGUGACGUGACGGGAACUGAGAAUGAAGCGUUCAAGAAUAUUAUACUUCCAAUAUGUAAAACUUUCCCCGGGGAGCAGCUAAUCAGCGGUUUAACAUUAAUUCGCGAUCCUAUUCAAAACCUAAGCGAUCUGUGCACCGGCGUUCAUCAGUACGAGAUAAUGCUCACAGUGGAAGCGUGCGCGGAUGACACUUUGCCGGUACAUUACGACACCGAUGAAUCGGAGAUGUAUCAGUCUCUGAUAAGCGACACCACGCAUGUGGACGAAGCGGGUGGAGCAAGUUUCUUCGCUUCUCAAACGAUGGCAGAACACGAAGUUCAGCAUCCUGAAUUGCAAGAUCAAUUCACUGUAACUCCGUCCACUAUCGUUCUGACGCCGCCAAUCCAGAACGAGGCGACCGUGACUAUUCUUAGCUUUUCCAAAGUGGCCGAGCCAUUCCAGACCAGUCUGUCGAAUUCAAACUACUUCAGCGUUUUCCCCGCGGAAGGGAUGUUACCGAGUAAAAAGAGCUUUCCCCUAAAGAUCCAGUGUUCACAGAGACUGGAGCGUAACAUGCAGGCCGUACUCGAGAUUUACACGGAAAACAAUAAACAGGAUGUAUUAAUCAAAGUCGUCGCGAGGCGACAGUAAUCGACUUUAUCUGCGACAAUCAAAAUAUUUAUUUUAAUUAUUGUAUAAUUGAGAAGUUUUUAUAAAGAUAUUUUAUUAACAUUAAACCUGUUUCUAGCAAAUCA
This is a messenger RNA of Wasmannia auropunctata (little fire ant), 4694 nucleotides long. RefSeq lists its product as uncharacterized. The coding region runs from base 298 to 4590 and encodes 1430 amino acids. NCBI's taxonomy places the organism in Eukaryota, Metazoa, Arthropoda, Insecta, Hymenoptera, Formicidae. The record is from RefSeq and is a predicted model, not a curated record. The transcript has 20 exons.